Messenger RNA from Sorex araneus (European shrew), 2946 nucleotides. It is a transcript of the gene POMGNT1, whose product is annotated as protein O-linked mannose N-acetylglucosaminyltransferase 1 (beta 1,2-). NCBI's taxonomy places the organism in Eukaryota, Metazoa, Chordata, Mammalia, Eulipotyphla, Soricidae. The transcript has 22 exons. Gene Ontology annotation, molecular function: beta-1,3-galactosyl-O-glycosyl-glycoprotein beta-1,3-N-acetylglucosaminyltransferase activity. The record is from RefSeq and is a predicted model, not a curated record. Bases 361 to 2343 code for a protein of 660 amino acids. Gene Ontology annotation, cellular component: Golgi membrane. Gene Ontology annotation, biological process: protein O-linked glycosylation via N-acetylgalactosamine.
GGGCGGGGCCCCCCGGAGGGGUGGCGCGGCGGGGUGGCCGCCCUGCCCCCGCCCCGCCGGGACCCGAGCGGGGCCGGAUCGGAGGGGCCGAGGGCAGAGAGAGGGCUGGAGGAUGGGGGUCGCUGCCCCCUGCCCACCCCGGGACGGGCGAGGCGCGGGCUGGGCCCCGGGAGCGGCUCCUGAGCCUGGAGACCCCCCCUCCCGGGUCCUUCCCCCGCGGCGCCCCGGGCAGUGCUGCCCGUCCCCGCCGCUGACCCCGCCGCCGAAGGUUCCUAUUCGGGACAAGUUGAGCCACUUUGCCCAGAUUCCUGAAGGCAUGGGUUGGCCGGGACGGUGGUGACCCCCUCUCCCCAAUCCGGCAUGGAGGACUGGAAGGCCGGCCCCCUCAUCAAGCCCUUUGGGGCUCGGAAGAAGCGGAGCUGGUACCUGACCUGGAAGUAUAAACUGACAAACCAGAGGGCCUUGAGGAGGUUCUGCCAGACAGGGGCUGUGCUUUUUCUACUGGUGACUGUCAUUGUCAACAUCAAGUUGAUCCUGGACACCCGGCGAGCGAUCAAUGAGGCCAAUGAUGACCCAGAGCUGGAGCAAAACUAUGAUGAGGCCCUGAACCACUUGGAGCCUUCACGUCGCAGAGGCAGUGGUACCCAGCGGGUCCUGGACGUGGAAGUGUACUCAAGUCGCAGCAAAGUCUAUGUGGCAGUGGAUGGCACCACGGUGCUGGAGGACGAGGCUCGGGAGCAGGGCCGGGGCAUCCAUGUCAUUGUCCUCAACCAGGCCACGGGCCACGUGAUGGCAAAGCGUGUGUUUGACACAUACUCCCCCCACGAGGAUGAGGCUAUGGUGCUUUUCCUCAACAUGGUUUCACCCGGCCGAGUGCUCAUCUGUGCUGUCAAGGACGAGGGCUCCUUCCACCUCAAAGACACGGCCAAAGCUCUGCUGAGGAGCCUGGGCAGCCAGGCUGGCCCUGCCCUGGGCUGGAGGGACACCUGGGCCUUCGUGGGACGAAAAGGAGGCCCUGUCCUUGGGGAGAAGCAUUCUAAGUCGCCUGCCCUCUCCUCCUGGGGGGAUCCAGUCCUGCUGAAGACAGAUGUGCCCCUGAGCUCAACUGAAGAGGCAGAGUGCCACUGGGCAGACACGGAGCUGAACCGUCGGCGCCGGCGCUUCUGCAGCAAGGUGGAGGGCUACGGGAGCGUGUGCAGCUGCAAGGACCCCACCCCCAUCGAGUUCAGCCCUGACCCUCUCCCAAACAACAAGGUCCUGAAUGUACCUGUGGCUGUCAUUGCCGGGAACCGGCCCAAUUACCUGUACAGGAUGCUGCGGUCCCUGCUGUCGGCCCAGGGGGUGUCUCCUCAGAUGAUAACCGUUUUCAUCGAUGGCUACUAUGAGGAGCCCAUGGAUGUGGUGGCACUGUUCGGUCUGAGGGGCAUCCAGCAUACUCCCAUCAGCAUCAAGAAUGCCCGCGUGUCUCAGCACUACAAGGCCAGCCUCACUGCCACGUUCAACCUGUUUCCGGAAGCCAAGUUUGCGGUGGUUCUGGAGGAGGACCUGGACAUUGCUGUGGACUUUUUCAGUUUCCUGAGCCAGUCCAUCCACCUGCUGGAGGAGGACAGCAGCGUGUACUGUAUCUCUGCCUGGAAUGACCAGGGCUAUGAACACACGGCUGAGGACCCGGCACUGCUGUACCGCGUGGAGACCAUGCCUGGACUGGGCUGGGUACUCCGGAAGUCCUUGUACAAGGAUGAGCUGGAGCCCAAGUGGCCGACGCCAGAAAAGCUCUGGGACUGGGACAUGUGGAUGAGGAUGCCCGAACAGCGCCGAGGCCGAGAGUGCAUUAUCCCUGACGUCUCCCGGUCCUACCACUUUGGGAUCGUGGGCCUCAACAUGAACGGCUACUUUCAUGAGGCCUAUUUCAAGAAGCACAAGUUCAACACUGUUCCAGGUGUCCAGCUCAGGAACGUGGACAGCCUGAAGAAGGAAGCGUAUGAAGUGGAAAUUCACAGGUUGCUCAGCGAGGCUGAGGUUCUGGACCACACCAGGAACCCCUGUGAAGACUCCUUCCUGCCAGACACAGAAGGUCACACCUACGUGGCCUUCAUCCGAAUGGAGAAAGACGAUGACUUCACCACCUGGACCCAGCUUGCCAAGUGCCUCCAUAUCUGGGACCUGGAUGUGCGCGGUAACCACCGGGGCCUGUGGAGAUUGUUUCGGAAGAAGAACCACUUCCUGGUGGUGGGGGUCCCUGCCUCCCCCUACUCAGUGAAGAAACCGUCAUCAGUCACCCCCAUUUUUUUGGAGCCACCCGCAAAGGAGGAGGGAGCCCUGGGAGCCGCAGAACAGGCAUGAGCCCUCCGGGACCCUGCGAGGCUGGGUACUGUGUACCCCCUGGCAGGCCAGCCCUCCACCCCAUCCUGUAGGAUUUUGUAGACACUAGCAGGGGCUGGGCUGGUUUGUUUUUAACAUGAGACUUAAUUACUAACUCCAAGGGGAACGGUUCCCCUGCUCCACACCCCUCCCCCCCAACUCCACCCCUGUUCCUGAGUUUGGAGGUCUAUUUAUUUACUCCCUUGUUGGGAACGGGCAGGAGAAGUUACCUGGGGGUCGCCAGGACCCCCUGACAGUGGCUCCUGCCCUUCAUACACGCCCUCCUCCAGGCCUGGCUCCGAUCUAACCUAUUUAUUGACUGUGGCGAGGGCCUGGGAGACAGGCAGGCGCCUGAAGCGCCCUUGCUCCCUUUCUGGACUGGGUGCUGCCCUGAGGGUAGGGCUGGCUCUUACUCAGGAAACUGCUGUGCCCGCCCUGUGGACAGGCCCAGCUGGGGCCCACCUGCUGAAGCAGACACACUCAGAGACCCUCAGACACUGAAAUAGGCCACUUCUCAGCCUCUUCUUUGUCCAGGUUUCCAAAGCUGGAUGAGGUGGUCAUUGAUUAAAAAAGGAUAAAAACCUC